AUGUCCACUCGAAGUGACCAGCUGCGUUGCCGAUUAUACGACAACCGAAUUAAAAUUACAAAGAAAAAACUUAUGGAUUUACAAGAACUGACUUCAGUAUUAUCUAAAGAAGUGAAGGAUUUUUACUCAAGCUUAGCGUAUCAAUCAGAAGAUAAGAAUCAAGGAAAUAAGAAGGCUAAGCAAAAAACAGAAUCAGAUGAAUCGGAAAACAACCAAGAAAAAACUAAUUUAGAAGAAACUAGUUCAAAGAAUAAAGCUACAAACCUAAAAUCUACUACAAAAUGUAAAAAUAAAGGAAAUGAGGAAGCUAAGCAAAAAACAGAAUCAGAUGAUUUGAAAAAGAAACAAGAAAUAGUAAGCAAUAGCGAAAUUAGACAUGCAAAAAAGAAACCUUUAAAACGAAAAUCUGCAACCAGAACCGAAGAGAACGGACAAUUCAAAAAGUGUACUUAA
Molecule: messenger RNA, 453 nt
Organism: Psylliodes chrysocephalus
Lineage: Eukaryota; Metazoa; Arthropoda; Insecta; Coleoptera; Chrysomelidae
Source: the annotation of a GenBank genome assembly